Ceratotherium simum simum (southern white rhinoceros) is the source of this 1440-nucleotide messenger RNA. It is a transcript of the gene RABGGTB, whose product is annotated as Rab geranylgeranyltransferase subunit beta. The record is from RefSeq and is a predicted model, not a curated record. Lineage: Eukaryota; Metazoa; Chordata; Mammalia; Perissodactyla; Rhinocerotidae. Gene Ontology annotation, biological process: protein geranylgeranylation. Gene Ontology annotation, cellular component: Rab-protein geranylgeranyltransferase complex. Gene Ontology annotation, molecular function: Rab geranylgeranyltransferase activity.
AAGGGCACACCGCAGAAAGAUGUUAUCAUCAAGUCAGAUGCACCUGACACCCUGUUAUUGGAGAAGCAUGCAGAUUAUAUCGCAUCCUAUGGCUCAAAGAAAGACGAUUAUGAAUACUGUAUGUCUGAGUACUUGAGAAUGAGUGGCGUCUAUUGGGGUCUGACCGUAAUGGAUCUCAUGGGACAACUACAUCGCAUGAAUAGAGAAGAAAUUCUGACGUUUAUUAAGUCAUGUCAACAUGAGUGUGGUGGAAUAAGUGCUAGUAUUGGACACGAUCCUCAUCUUUUGUAUACUCUUAGUGCUGUUCAGAUUCUUACUCUGUAUGAUAGUAUUAAUGUUAUUGACGUAAAUAAAGUUGUGGAAUAUGUUCAGAGUCUACAGAAAGAAGAUGGUUCUUUUGCUGGAGAUACUUGGGGAGAAAUUGAUACAAGGUUCUCUUUUUGUGCGGUGGCAACUUUGGCUCUAUUGGGGAAGCUGGAUGCUAUUAAUGUGGAAAAGGCAAUUGAAUUUGUUCUGUCAUGUAUGAACUUUGAUGGUGGAUUUGGUUGCAGGCCAGGUUCUGAAUCCCAUGCUGGGCAGAUCUAUUGUUGCACAGGAUUUCUGGCUAUUACUAGUCAGUUGCAUCAAGUGAAUUCUGAUUUACUUGGUUGGUGGCUUUGUGAACGACAGUUACCGUCAGGUGGACUCAAUGGAAGACCAGAGAAGCUACCAGAUGUAUGCUAUUCAUUGGGUCUUGGCUUCCCUAAAGAUAAUUGGAAGCUUCAUUGGAUUGAUAGAGAGAAACUGCGUAGUUUCAUCUUAGCAUGUCAAGAUGAAGAAACAGGAGGAUUUGCAGACAGGCCAGGAGAUAUGGUAGAUCCUUUUCACACUUUAUUUGGAAUUGCUGGAUUGUCACUUUUGGGAGAAGAACAGAUUAAACCUGUUAGUCCCGUUUUCUGUAUGCCUGAAGAAGUACUCCAGAGAGUGAAUGUUCAGCCUGAACUUGUGAGCUAGAUUCAUUGGUGCAAAAGUUGCUUAGUGUGGUUUUGCCAUCUUAACAUUUCUGUAUUUGAAGUGCUUAUCAAACUUAAAAAUGACUACUAUGUUAAUAUUUUGUAUGUGAAUUGUGUUAAUUUUAAAUUAUAUAAUUAUACGUACUGUAAAAUAAAGACCUUUAUUGUAUCUUUAAUUUUAAAUUUUUUCCUGGAAUGCUGUUACUCUAAGUACAAUAUUUUGUUUGUGCUUUAAUGUAUUUGUUAUUUAUAUGUCUCCAUAACAGCAAACUUUCUUAGUUUAACAACUAUUUAGUUGAAGAAGUCUUGUGUUCUGCUUAAUUUUUUUCCGUGUGCUCCCUUUAUAAGUUAUAUAACGAUAGUUAAUGUAAAUUGGUCUGUGUCGAUGAGAAUGUUAACUGAAAAAUUGGUAAACCCCAUAUAUGAAUUAAAAGAUGCACAAAAAUAA